Ricinus communis (castor bean) is the source of this 2039-nucleotide messenger RNA. RefSeq names its product binding partner of ACD11 1. The transcript has 4 exons. Bases 1127 to 1867 code for a protein of 246 amino acids. The record is from RefSeq and is a predicted model, not a curated record. Lineage: Eukaryota; Viridiplantae; Streptophyta; Magnoliopsida; Malpighiales; Euphorbiaceae. Gene Ontology annotation, molecular function: RNA binding.
GUUUCCAAUUUGAUAACUAAACUGAUUCAAUUCAUUUCAUGAUGAGUUCAGGAAUAUGAAUCAGUUGUAGUUUUGUUACUAUUUAGUAAAUUGAUGAUCAACAUGCAUUAGUUAGUUCAUAUAUGCAACCCAGUAUCAGCAGCCUUGUCUUCUAAUUUUAGUCAAUAUCUAAUAUAAUUAGUUCUUUGGGACUUCUUGGUGAUUAAUUCAUUUUAAUUUUGUGAUGGUUUAUGUUUCUGUUAUUUGGACUGUGUAUCUUCAUUUGCUAAUAAAAUUAUGUACCCUUUUAUGUAAAUUGGAGGGAAAUCUUUUUCUUGAUUAAUUGGAGAGAAAGUGAUUUUUUCUUCAAAUUCGAAGUUGGAUUCUUAGAUCUCAGGGAUCAGGUUCUGCACUUCAUUCAGAGUUCAAUCUAAGUCUUUCUUGUAUUGUUUGGCUUGCAAUAAGAAGCCUUAAAAUACAAGAUAACUUUUAGCUUUACCCGAUAUGUACGCAGUAGUAUAGCAUUUCGUAGUAAAAUAAUUGUUAUCUAAGGGGGAACAUAUUCAUUGAAAAGAGAAAUUAAUCAUCAUCCAUUUGCAUAGAUCCAGAGGUUAUGCCCAUUUCAUGUAAUGCCACCAAAAGAUUUCAAUACAUCGGGUGGCGUGAGAUUUGAUUAUGAUCUUCUAGGAUAAAAUCGAAUUCUAGUGCUGCAUUUCAUUAGUUAGAUGCAGUAGCAGAGACUCAAAGUGAUUUUGAUUGGAGCACCACUGAAUUAACGCUGAUCAUGAGAUAAAGUUAUUAUCUGCUGCUACUGUCAUGUUUCUAUGUGCAUAAGGGAUUGAUGCAAGGGAGAGGGACCACUGAGAAUUAUGGACCUCAGGAUCAUAAGAUAAAGCAUAGAUACAUCAAGAUGAUAAUAUAUAUUGUCGCAUUUGACACUUCCCUUAUCCCUAUUAUUCUCCAAAAUAUGGCCAUUUCUGUAAAGCCAAAGGAAUUGCAAUGGCGUUAUUUCUAUAAGUAUUGGAGUGAGUAUUGUUGAUUUAUAGAAGCAAAAACUGCCCCAUUCACAAUUUCUUGCUGAAAUUUAUCUAUAGGUCUCCAACCCACUUAACUCGAAUCCAGAUUUUAGUUGUGAAACUUGAGCGUGAUGUAUCCAGGUGGUUAUACAGCCGAAGUUACAUGCCUCUCUCCUAAAGCAACAGUGGAGGAUGUGCAUGAUUUCUUUGCUCACUGUGGUUCGACUGAGCAUGUGGAAAUCAUCAGAUCUGGCGAGUAUGCUUGCACAGCAUAUGUGACAUUUAGAGAUGCCUAUGCUCUUGAAACUGCCAUCCUGCUCACUGGAGCUACAAUUGUGGAUCAACAAGUAUGCAUAACCCAUUGGGGGACUUAUGCAGAUGGAUCGUAUCUUUGGAAUGGGGGCUCAAUGGGAAAUUAUGUGAACCAGUAUGCAUCGACUCCAGGAGAAGCUGUGACAGUGGCUCAGGAAGUUGUCAAGACAAUGAUAGCAAAGGGAUAUAUUUUGGGAAAAGAUGCAUUGAUUAAAGCCAAAGAUUUUGAUGAAUCUUAUAAAGUCUCAGCUACUACAGCUGCCAAGGUUGCUGAGCUUAGCAAUAGAAUUGGUCUCACUGAGAAGAUACAAGCAGGCAUGGAAACCGUGCGGUCUGUGGAUGAGAAGUACCAUGUCUCCAAUAUCACUGCAUCAGCUAUAUUAGUUACUGGAACAGCAGCUGUAGUUGCGGCUACUUAUACAGGGAAAGCAGCUGUAGCAGCUGCUAAUGCUGUAGCCAAUAGCAGCUACUUCGCCAAGGGAGCUCUCUGGGUUUCAGACGUUUUGAUACGGGCAGCUCAAGCGGCUGCUGAUUUUGGCCAUAGUAAGGAUAGUGAAUAAGUGGAACUACUAGCCAACAGAAACAACAGUUUGUUGUUGUACCAAAGUGUUGUUAAUGACCGAAAUUACAGUGCAUAAGCUUGAUUCGGCAUGGUUUAAAUUAUGAAUCUUAUGCAAUUACAAGUGUUCAUAUUGAUAAAUAAAAUGUCAGCAAGUAAAUAAGUUCUAAAUA